Molecule: messenger RNA, 3735 nt
Organism: Dipodomys ordii (Ord's kangaroo rat)
Lineage: Eukaryota; Metazoa; Chordata; Mammalia; Rodentia; Heteromyidae
Gene: Chst10
Product: carbohydrate sulfotransferase 10
Exons: 7
Coding region: 256-1326 (356 amino acids)
Biological process (GO): proteoglycan biosynthetic process; carbohydrate biosynthetic process
Cellular component (GO): membrane
Molecular function (GO): sulfotransferase activity
Source: RefSeq, a predicted model, not a curated record
UGAGGGAAGAAUGCCAUUGUGGCCAGGCAAGGCAGAAGGGGUCCUGCUAUGCUGUGUAACACUUUGCAGUGAAGUAAACUCAAAUACAGAUUCUGGGACAGAUGGAGGACCAACUGAUGUCCCCACGUCACUUAUGGCUUGGACCAUGAUAACCAUGAAAAGUACCUGUCCACAAGGUUCUGCGCAGGCCCUGUCCAGCAAGUAACUGAGGCAAGAAGCACAGGAAGCCUCGUUGAAUGGCUUAUAUUUGACAACAUGCACCACCAGUGGCUUCUGUUGGCCGCAUGCUUUUGGGUGAUUUUCAUGUUCAUGGUGGCCAGCAAGUUUAUCACCUUGACCUUUAAAGACCCAGAUGGGUACAGUGCCAAACAGGAGUUUUUGUUCCUAACAACUUUACCAGAAGCAGGGAAGUUGCCAGAAGAGAAGCACUUUCCUGAGGAGCUACAGACAAGUGGGAAGAUGCUGCCAGAGAGCCAACUUGAUCAACCCCUGGUGUAUCUGGAGCGUCUGGAGCUCAUGAGAAAUGUGUGCAGGGAUGAGGCCCUGAAGAAUCUCUCACAUACUGCAGUGUCCAAGUUUGUCCUGGAUCGGAUAUUUGUCUGCGACAAGCACAAGAUUCUUUUCUGCCAGACUCCCAAAGUUGGCAACACCCAGUGGAAGAAAGUGCUGAUUGUCCUAAAUGGAGCAUUUCCUUCCAUUGAAGAGAUCCCCGAAAAUGUGGUUCAUGACCAUGAGAAGAAUGGCCUUCCUCGUCUGUCUUCCUACAGCAAAGCAGGAAUUCAGAAGCGGUUGAAAACAUACUUCAAGUUUCUUAUUGUAAGAGAUCCUUUUGAAAGACUGAUUUCUGCAUUUAAGGACAAGUUUGUACACAAUCCCCGGUUUGAGCCAUGGUACAGGCAUGAUAUUGCUCCUGGCAUCAUCAGGAAAUACAGGAAGAACCGAACAGAAACCCGGGGGAUCCAAUUUGAAGAUUUUGUGCGCUACCUCGGUGAUCCAAACCACAGACGGCUAGACCUUCAGUUUGGGGACCACAUCAUCCACUGGGUGACGUAUGUAGAGCUUUGCGCACCCUGUGAGAUAAAGUACAGUGUGAUUGGACAUCAUGAGACUUUGGAGGAGGAUGCCCCAUAUAUCCUGAGGGAGGCCGGCAUAGACCACCUGGUGUCCUAUCCAACCAUCCCUCCAGGCAUUACCGUGUAUAAUAAAACCAAGGUGGAACACUACUUCCUGGGCAUCAGCAAACGAGACAUUCGACGCCUAUAUGCACGUUUUGAAGGGGACUUUAAGCUGUUUGGGUAUCAGAAACCAGAUUUUUUGCUAAAUUAAUGCAUAGGACCUAUGAAUCUAGUUUGUUAAUCCAGGGGCUAACCAGGUGGAGAUCUGAGUACAGAAAUGACACUCGCUCUGUCACACCCCUCCUUAAGCCCCUCUAAGGUCUCCUGGGGUCCAGUGAGCAGAAGGUACUAGAUCCAGAUUGCUUAGCUUGGAUGUAAGGUGCCUUUUCCUCCGUGGAAGGGGGGAAGACAGAUAUGGUCAUGGUCAACUGGAUUUGAGAAGCAUAGCACAGCCUUAGGGCUGCUUCCCUCUGCUGUUACUAGCAUUGACACUAAAGCACUCCUGUCUGGCUGAGGAGGUGUCACCUAUGCCACAUGAUGGCAGGAAUGACACCUUGAAGAGGGUUAGAAAAGUUAAGGGACUGCCAAAGUCACCAAGGCCCAUGCAGGAUCCAUCUGAGUUACAAAAAGGACUCCUUGCCUUUUGUCUCUACUUUAACCAUGCAGGCAAAUCAGACUUCUGUGACCAUUGAGUUCUCAUGGUGUUUGCUGAUGACUGCAGAAUGGUUCCAGAGGUUCAUCAUUCGAGAACCCAUGCCUGGGCAAUGCUAGCCUAUGUUUCAGAAUCUUCCCACCACAUGCCUAUAUCAUGUAGCAUAGGACAUAGAAUUUUAGAAAGUAAGGGGAGUGUAAAUUCUACCUGAGGAGAACACCUUUAAUGUAACAUGGUAGAAGAGGUACUGGCAGGGCAGGGAGUGGAUUGAGUACCUCCAUUUUGACCCAUCUGUCUUGUCUUUGACCAUCCAAUCUGGAUGGUUCUCCACCUACUCCCUCAACAGCCUGCACUAUCCUCAGAAAAGAGACCAGACAAAUGGACCAACUAGGAGAAAACUGCACACAGACUAUCGGGCAAUAUGCCAGCAUACAGAACUCAGUGCUGCUUAUACAUUUUCACUUUCAUCUCAGCAGACCCAUUUCUGAUACUCCACCAUUCUGGACUGAAUGGCUAGAAGUUGGAUAACCAAGUUCACCAGCAAUAAAAUCCUAGGCCGAGGCAGCCUCCAAGAACAAGUCUUCCAGGCCCCAGUGAGAAUCAAGCCACGAUGACCAUUUCAGAUGCCCUCUAGCCAGUUCCCUGAGUGAGUCCCUUGAUCUCACAUCUACAUUGUCAACCAACCUAGCACUGCUAUGAAUGAGCCAGCUUUUUUUUUUUAAGGUAGCCUCAACCUUCCUAUUCCCAAAAAGGCUUCCUGAAUUUAUGAAUAUGAAAGUCAAAAGAAAUUUACAAUAUGUGCCAAAUGUGACCUGUGUUACAGUCCCAGGGGAAAUGCUCGGGGGCCUUGUGUGACUCCUGAGGCCUGGACAAGAACACAAUCAUGGACAGAAGUGAGGCUCACCUCUCCAUUCUCAACUGACAAACCAAGGAUGUAACACUGAGUUAUUUUUCUACACAGAGUUUUAGCAAAACCUUUUUAAAAAUCAUUUCAUACCUAAUGAGCUGAUUGUCUCUUUCCUCUUUGAAAAGUAACAGUGCAUAUUGUAUAUGAAUUUAAGGCCUUAAGGUUAGCCCUAAUUAAAAUGGCAUUUUCUCUCAGAAACAAAAGAUUGCCUAUGUGAUUAAUAUGGUUUCCCCUCCCCAUUGGCAUUUAGGUGAUUUUUCUAACAUAUUAUUGCCAAAAAGCAGAGAUACUGUUUUCAAAAUAGCUCUUGGACAUGGCACAGUAUACCUGGGACUAGCCACCUCCACCCACGUGGCCUUCAACCCCACACCUCACCCUUCCACCAAGGACCUAGAAGUCCCUUUUGAUACUUUCAGAAUCACCUUCCUCUUAGCCUUAAAGGAAGCAAUAUUCUGUCUCCUAGUCACUAUCACACUGUUUCAACUUCCUUGAUUUUCUCCCCCUACUUCUGCCCCAACAGAGCUUUUCUGCCACAAACCUGGCCUUGUCUUUCCAGGCAGUCCAUUCUUUGGGUUUGGUGUUCUAAUCUCACUGAAGCAGCAGACCGAUUGGGGGCCCUGUCCCUUUGGCUUGGCUCUUUAUCUGCUCUAGAGGCUGCUCAUUGGUUUUCAGGACCUGCUCUCUGAAACAGGAGUCAGCCUGGCCCCUUCGCAGGGCCCCUCUAAGCCUGCAAGAGGAGCAGCUUUGAUGAUCUCCGGGCUAUCUUUAGGUCCUGCUUAGCAUAGUGAGUAUAUGUACAAUCUGCCUGUCCAUCUCAUUUUCUGUCUCUCUCAUGCUAGGUCACACUUUCUUCUGGUGUUAAUCCCAUCUCUGUUCCCCGCUUCUGUUGGAUGAUUGAGCUAGGACCAUGGUUCCUACCCACACCAGUCCUUGUAUCAGAUGCCCUCUGCUAGACAAACCCUUGCUAUUUUCUCUGCAUUUGUUUCUCCAUUUUUAUAAUAUGGAUAGACAGAAUUUUCUAAAUCAUAUUUUCUUUGGGGAGAGGAACCUCCCCCCCCCUC